CCAGCAAUAGGGAGCGCCGGGGGAGUUCAUGUGGCACAGCUGUUCGCCGAGGGCCACGACGGCUGGAGGUGGUGGAGGCGACCGCCGGAGUGCGUUGUGCCUCGUUUCCAACUUGGGGAACUCCGGAGGCGAGCGUGCCGGGAUGCGCGGCCCCUGCCUCAGUUCUUUAGUUUGCAAGGGAGCUGUGCUUAAGUUCGCCGGUCCUUGGGAGUGCUUGCUCUAAGAGCACGAGGGACGUUUGAGGGGGAGGCAUAAGGGGGUUGUAAGUGCCUGUACAGGCUUGGAGGAAGCUGGUGCAAUUAGAAAGUACUUAUUUUCUGCCUUAGCUUCCGCCGUGCCCAAAGUUAAACGUAGAACGUGCAUCCCUCUUCCCCGACCCUUGCCCGAAAAGGCUGGAGCGGGGAGCGGGGAGCUGGGCGGCAGUGGCCUCCGCACCUUCCGGGGCCAGGGAAGGCCUCUCCUGCGUGGUCGGUGGUUGAUGAUGUGAUGUUUACUUCCCUUGUUAUUAAAUGUUUUCACAAUUUGCUGGUAACUUUCCUCUUGUUCAGCCCAGUUUCUGCCAUGAUUUAGUGGUAUCUGCAUACUUAAGAUAUGUACAAAAGUUUAAAAUUUUGGGUUUGUAGGUGUGCAAAAAUACGUAUUAAAAUGAAUGUGUGUGGGAAGAUUAAAGAUCCUCACGUUUCUUUAUACGUACUCCAUCCUGUCAGAAUAGAGGUAGCUGCUAAAAUGGUUAAGAAAUUAAUUACUAGGUAAAAUCCAUAUAUACUUGUAGGAAAAGUCCCCUCCAGCUUAUUGUACAUGUUCGACCUGAUUUGAAAGGUACUAAAAUGAACUAAAGUUUAAUUAUGACAUGAAACAAAAUAAGUUUAUUUAGUUAUAAAUAUUAUGUGCUCAAUACUUUCAGAUACAGCUGUGAUGUACUUCUGGCAGGUGACGCUACUUAGUUUGGCUAAGGGUAUUGGAAUUAGUUUCUUUUCAUAGCCCAUCAUCCCAUCCAUUACUGUACGAAGCAGAAAAAAAAACCCCUAAGUGUACUUCUAGUAUCUGCUGCUAUUAAUGUUGCCUUUUUCUUGAAGGAAGAGCUCCUAACAUUUGGGUUUUUUUGGCUGGCCAAUUGGGAAAGCAAAGUCAGCUUUCCGUGGCAUGUUUUACUUCUAGAUAUGCCAGUGUUGCAGAACUGUGAGUGUGUGAGGUGGCCUGAUUUAUGCUUAUUAGUGACACUGCAGGUAAAUCCCAGGCAUUCCAAAAUGGACUGUGCGAUUCCAAUGUAUAUGAUAAACCUUAAAGCAGCUGUGUUCCCAUACUAAGGUUUGCUAGGAUAACAAUUGCAAAAGCAUGCUCUUCUUUAACUAGAAGCUAACAUCCCUUUACAUGUUAGUGUUAGCAGUUAAUGAAACUCACAUACUAAGUGGAAUGCAAUGUUUCUUAAACAGUUUUAUCUUCUACUGAUAUGGAAUUUCAGUAGAAAACAUUCAUAUUUAAUGAACUGUCUUCAGGGUAAGAGGUAGGCUUAUUAUAUUGGUCUAGUCACCAAAGCAAAGAUAUUCAGAGUGAAGGUUGACACUGUCAGCCAGAAGUUGCUGUCAGACUACAUCAGCUGCUUAAUUUACAUCAGAGAGGAUUCAAAGUGAUUCUAGGAGCUACACAGUAGCUGAAAUUUAUUUCAUAUUGUUUACACAAUGAAGAAUUUUCUGGAGUAAAUUUAGGUUUUUGUAUGUUAGUUUAUGUAAUAUUAUUUUAAGUGAAAAUUAAAUAAAGCAAUACCAAUAAAAGGAGAGGGAGCAUAUAAAUGGGCACCUUUGUGCUCACAGCAGAAGUUUAAUACAAAGGGUCUGGGACCUUUUUUUAGAUUAUAAGAACCUAAUUUAACAUCAUUUUACUGUACGAUCUGUAUAGCUCACUGCAGAUAUAAAUUAUUUAUGGACAAUAACCAGAUUUCAAAUGCUACAAUGAUUUUGAUAUUGACAGUAUAUUUUGCGAGGCUUUGUCAGCUGUGUCACUGUUAAAGUGUCUGUUAGAUGAUGUUUAACCCAGCACAAACUGGAAACAUUUCUGAAGUACUUUUAGAGUGAGUGCUUUACCUGGAUGUACGCAGAAAAACACGUAAUAAAUAUGUUUACAACCAUUCUGGAAAAGUUUUAGGGAAUAAAACAUUUUAAAAUAGUAAAAAGUAUUAAUUAUGUUCUGGUUAUUGAAUUUUAGGUCUUCUGCAUCAUCCUCCCAUGACCUCAAGUUACUGCGAUUUGGAUAAUUUGCAUACAGACCUUGUACCUACACGAAUGCUUGAAGUUGUAGGGUUUUCAGUAGGUGGCACUCUUACCUAUAGGUUAGUGUAAUGUUAGUGCUGCCGCAUGUUGGCAUAAAGGGAAUGAGGGAGGAAGAGCACUGGUAGUCAUCAGUGUUUUUGAUGAAGUGUAUAAUACUGAUUUAUUAGUUUAGAUAGACUUCUGCAAUCAGAACCCUUUUUGCAAAUGACUGCAUGUUACUAGUUUUGUUAAUUCAGCUUACUUGAUGUCUCAUUGCAGGUUAGUUUGAGUUUAGUCUGCUAUAUAAUUUACUAAAUAACGUUAUAUAUAUACUGCAGUGAUGUUGCUGUAGCUCCUACUAUGGGAUGGAAUCCAAUCGCUUUAAUAACUUACAGCCACAGGAAAACAAGAGUCAGCAAUUUCCUAGAAAGUUUACAGGCUCACAUAUUUUCCAUUUUGCUGGUUGAAUGGCUGGUGGUCAAAAGUUCUGUUUGCAAGCUGAAUGAAUUUAUUGUUAUUGGCAGUAUUUCAGAACACAAAGUGAUUUCUGUAUAUUACUGUUUUAUAUGCUGCUGAAAUACAAAACUUUCUACAUAGCAGAAUGUUACAUCCAACAGUUUUGAUAUGAUUAACAGCUAUGAUAUAUUUAUGAUUAACAGCUAUGCUUGAACUCAGAUGAAUGUCACUCUGGCACCUAAAUGGAAGCAGUGUGGAAGAUGAUGGAAACAUAUGGAGAUAAGAACAGAUAUUAGACCUAAUACCUUAAGUUUAUUUGCAGUGUUUAGCUACUCUGUCACAUUUAUGUGACCUUAUUGGCUAAUAUAUUGCAACUGGUAAUAUUAUGGUACCUUAUCAGAUGUUCAGUGGUCAUGACCCACAGCUUACUACAUUUUUUUAUUUUUUUAAGGUUACCUUACCAAAAUUUAUGAAUAUGAUAAGAUUGAUGAAGAGGAUAACACAACUGGGGUUGUUUGAACGUGUGCAUACAAAAGUUUCAGGAAGUCUUGGAAAAUUUUGUGAGAUGGUGAACUGAGUUUGAGUAGAUCAAUGAUCAACAGCUCUGAUAAGCUAACUCGAAAGGGUGGCUCCUCAGUCUUCCACCAUGCUGUAGAAGGUUGGAAAAUCAAUUCUUCUUUGGUACUGGAAAUAAGAAAGAGCGUACUUCAGUUCUUGGAUGCUGAAAGAGAUGUCUCAGUGGUCAAAAGCAGCUUCAAGCCAGGAGAUGUAAUCCAUUAUGUGCUGGACAGACGUCGCACCCUCAACAUUUCCCGGGACUUGCACAGUCUUCUCCCUGAGGUUUCCCCAAUGAAGAAUCGCCGAUUUAAAACCUGUGCAGUUGUUGGGAAUUCUGGCAUCCUCCUGGACAGUGGAUGUGGGAAAGAGAUUGAUAGCCAUGACUUUGUAAUAAGGAAUGGUAUUACAAAGAACAGUAAGACUAAUUUGUGGGUAAUUUUGCAGCAAGGACUCACAAUAAAGAGGUGCAAUCUAGCUCCUGUGGUGGAAUUUGCUGUCGAUGUGGGAACUAAAUCUGAUUUUAUUACUAUGAACCCAUCAGUUGUACAAAGAGCAUUUGGAAGCUUUCGGAAUGAGAGUGACAGAGAAAAAUUUGUGCAUAGACUAUCCAUGCUGAACGACAGUGUCCUUUGGAUCCCUGCUUUCAUGGUCAAAGGCGGAGAGAAGCAUGUGGAGUGGGUUAAUGCAUUAAUCCUUAAGAAUAAAUUGAAAGUGCGAACUGCCUAUCCAUCACUGAGGCUUAUUCAUGCUGUCAGAGGGUAUUGGCUGACAAACAAGGUCCACAUUAAACGACCCAGCACUGGUCUCCUCAUGUAUACGCUUGCCACCAGAUUUUGUGAUGAGAUUCACCUCUAUGGAUAUUGGCCAUUUCCAAAGGAUUUACAUGGAAAGCCAGUCAAGUAUCAUUAUUAUGAUGAUCUGAAGUAUCGGUACUUUUCUAAUGCUGGUCCUCAUAGGAUGCCAUUAGAGUUUAAAACAUUGUAUGUGUUACAUAGCAGAGGAGCACUUAAAUUAACAACAGGGAAAUGCUUACAGCAAUAAAGCGCAUGUAAAGUAUAAUACAAAGUACAGAAUACACACUUCAUCAUAAGAUGUUGUGGAAUGGCAGUGGGAUCCCAGUGAGGAUAUGUUUCAAUAUCCACUAAGCCAUGGGAAAAAGGAUUCUUUUUUGGAAAUACAUAACCAGCUGUUACAUCUGUUAAGUGCUGUACAACUUAGCUUGCUUGACUGCAAGGGUUCAAGUAAGUGCCACUUCCACUAGGAGCAAAGCUUGAAUGUAUACUCAGUAGUGUUUACAGGAUUCAGUAACAUAUUCAUCAGAAUUAAAGAAGAAAAAUACAGCCUACUUACUGCAGACUUGCCACUGUGGUCAGACAGCCCACAGAAGAAAUCCACAGUGAAUGGAUUAUUUUCUUGAGCAAAUAAACCAAGCUUUGGCAGGACGUGUCAAGAUGGAAUCAAGUAGAGAAAGUGAAGAUCAAACAAAUCAGUAAAUGCCUUCAUUUAGAGGACAGUUUCUGAUCUUGUAUUAUAAUGUCAGCUUUUGUUUCUGUUUUUCUUAUUGCUGUUUGUUGGGGUUUGUUGCUUUUGAGUAUUGGAGCCGUUAAAUGAUUUUGAGGAUGUUAUGAAUAAUUAUUUAUCUUAUGGAAUUGUCUUAGGAAAAAAAUCAUAAGAGUGGGAGGGUGGAGGAAAGCAUCACGUAUUUUAUCAGUUGCUGUUGUGCUGUAUCCUGCUGUCACACAGCCCUUAAUGUCUCUUGUUUUUCUAGCUACCACUGUUAAUACCCAUUAUGUGGAACCACUCAGAGAUCAUUUUCAUUUUUAAAGAGAAGGUUUUCUAUUGUGCUCAGCUUUGAAGGUGUACAAGAAGGUGCCCUUAUUUUUGGUACCAAAAAUUACUCCUACGCACAUUUUUUCCUUGCCUUGAAGAAAUGGUGUAGAUUUAGUAUGAUGUUUAUUUGUUGCUGAAGAAAAUAUAUUCUUUGCGUUGUUUAAGUUUUUGAAUUAAGCAUCUCAAAGCAAAACUUCUUUACUGACUUAGCAUAUAGAAUUUCAUUCUUCAAAAAAAUCUUGAACAGUAAUUAUUUCAUACUUUCAAAUAUAUAUAUUCAUUUUUUGUUCCUAAUUGAAAAUAAAACACAAAGUCUAAAGGAACUCAGGUGACUUUGAAACACUUCUAAAGAAAAAAAAAAAGACCUAGCCAAUUAAAUGGAAAAUAAAAGAACUGUCAAUCAAACAGUUCUUUUAAUACUUAAAUUUCUAAUGGUGUUAGGCGAUGGAUCUCUAAUAUACUUCUUUUUUUAUCAGUUUGAUGUUCUGAUGUGUAAUUGAAGUAACACAGACCUGCAUUAUCUGGUAGUGAUUUUUCUGAGCAGCAGUCUUGUUUAUCAGCAAAACCAAGAUUUCUUUUACUUUUUUCAACCAACCUGUCCUACUGUCCAGUAAUUUCUUGUUCUCUUUUUUGAAAAUCACGGAGUCUAAAUUUUUAUCCUAUCACUGAAUCUAACAGGGUAAUACAGGACAAGGUUUCACCAACUUGGUUUUGCACAAGAAAUUACAGUAGUGUCUACUUGCAAGACAACAGUUUGCCCACAUCUUCUCAAUACGGGGCCUUAACCUCCUCUCAUGCAGGCUUUACAACGCAAUACUGCACACCUCUGGCACCAUGAGGUAUGUAAUCAUGGUUGUCUACCACCCUCCCCCUUCAUCCAUCUCAUAGCACCCUCUCCUGAAACUUGCAACCAGAUGUCUCCAUUCCAAAAGCUCAGGACUCAUCACUUUAGCUGUCUCCUGCCUUAGCUAUGUCUUGAGAUGAGGUGCAAUGUAGUGAGCGGUGGUUUUCAAAUCAUCCUCUGAGGCAAGUAACAGUUGUAGUCUUUGUCCGUGCUGGUUUUCACAAGCACUAGGAUUCAUUUUUAUAUUGCUCUUGCAAAAAAGUCUGUGUCCAUGUGGAGCCCAAAGCUUUUGGCACUCCCUGCUGUGUAAUUUGUUGUGCUGCAAAUUGUCUGGUUUGAGGUGGUUUGUGACCAACUUGGUUACUUGAUGAUGACCUGAGGUGGGACAUGCCCAGAGCUUUACUUUUUAGGUGACAUGGCCUUAGUUGUUAGGCCUCUCACUGUUGGGAAGCUGUAGCAGUCGAUGAAUUGCAGACACCCUUUUCAUACCUUUCCCUUAUACUUUCUGGCUCUGUAUUGCCCUGGGGCUCUUUGUGCAUUUUUGUUGAGGCACGACAGGACUUGAAUGAAUAAAACAGGUUACUUCCACUGUGUGACUAUUCAUCCCUGUAAGUGAUUCAGGGCAUAAUCCCAAAGGCUUAGCUGCUGUAUAAGGGUUUUACAAGUGGAGUAGAUACCACCUUAUGAUGCUUCACUGAGCAGGAGUCAAGAGCUCAAGUCUUCAUAGCUGCCUUGGAUGAUUUUUGAUGUUCAUUCACACUUCCUGUGCUGCCUACAGCACAGAUCAGAUAAACAGGCUUAAUUAUGAUUACCACUUUUACCAUCCAGCACUGUCCACAACUAAUGCAAAGUAGAUAGGAUAAAAAGAAGAAUGCCAGAUAUUGUAAUGAUGUCCUGGUGAGGAAUGCCUGUCAGUUGAACGUUCCUCAAAUCUAUCUUCACAUCAGUCAUAGCAGUUGCAAGUUAUGGUUCCUAAAUGUAUGCUGCUAAGAACUGGAAGCUACAUCAAAACAGCAGUGUGUGUUUUUUAAAAUUUUAUGGCAGCUUUACAUCAAACAGCUUGAUUUAAUUUAGAUAGAUUUAUUGUAAAGUGUUUAUUGUUAAUGUUUCCGUGUUACCGCUGUCUUUAGUUUUUCAUAAAAAUAAUAGAUUAAUGUGUUUGAUUGUUAAGUUUUCAGCUUUGGGACAGUUCACUCGCCCAUAGCUCUGAGCCAGUCUCCAGAAAUAAGAUCUACUGAACCUUUCAAACCUUGGCUGGUUUACACAAUCUGAUGUGUAAUAAAGACUUUACCAUUCUUUUGUUAAGUGACAUGUGCUUGAAGUCAGCACUUUUCUCUAAUAGACUGCAGUUUGAAGAGAAACAAAAGUGGGUUCAGUAUCUGUUUUUAGUGUUUAAUCUAGCAAAGUGCUGAGCACUCAUUCCAGUGACUUUCCUGGGAGAGACAUGUCCAGGAUUUAGAUGGGGAUCUAGAUUAGUAUAUUUCAGGAUAUAACUCUGAAAUUGCACAUAUUUAUUUUUAAGAGCACUGUUACUUUGUGUAGGGUAAAGCACAAUUGUUCUAAAUGUAGAUAAAAUAAAGGAAAAUCAUUUACUGAGAGCUUCAUUCCCACACAGUACUAUUGCUACUGAAUGUAUGUAAUACAAUUUUUGUGGUUUAAAGUAUUGACAGUAUUGUGUCAGGAUUAUUAUGUUUGAAAUCAUUAUUUCAAGUACAGCUAUGGGGAUUGUUUUUUAUUUGUAUAACUGUAAGAUAAAAAUUUUUUUCAUUCUGCUAUAUUCUGUUCCAUAUUCUUUUGUAACACAGUUGUUGAUAAUAUUUUUCAGUUAUGUGCUAAUUGUAAGGAUAUGUGGAAGGAGAGAGUCUGCUCCUUGAAGUUGUCUGGUCAGGUACUUUCUCAACACAAAAGGGGGUAUUAGGAAAAGGAGGAAGCUAUAAACAGGAACACAGAAAGACACAAACCUGACCGACAAAUGAUAAGGGAGGCAGCAGUGAGAACUAAACUCAUCACUCACACUAGCAGGUGAGGAUAUGUGGGGUGUGGGAAGGUUUAUUCCAGUAAGAUUAUCUGAUUGAGGUCCUUGUCGAAUGGGAUACUAACGAGAAGAGGGAAACAAUAAAGUAAAUGGAGACUGAAAGACAGGCAAAUCAUAAAGGACACAAAGACAAGCAGCCAGCCGUGUGAGUCACGCUAACUGAAGAGCUAUGAAGAAACUGCAGGCAAAUGGGACUUUGUGACUGAUAAGGAUACAGUUCUGAAGGUUCCGGGUGUUGGAGGGAGUCAGUGGAACUGUAAACUUACAAGGCAGUGUGCAGGGUAGUAAGAAAAAGGGAACGGACAGACAAGAGGCUAGUCACAUGUAAAUCGUGGUCACUCAGUACAGAUGUCUGGCUUAGCACUAAGCCCGAUUGCUACAAUCUGUCCUAACUCCCAAUUAAAUCUUUCCUUAACUACGUCUCUGCAUAAUAUUACUCUCUGUCCCAUGUGUGUGAGUAGUUAGGGACGCGGUGAAAGGAGUAGAUGCCAGCUGCUGGAGUCAGACCAUGGGUGUGGGUGACCCUGGUCUGUGGUUUUAGUUGUUGUAGUGAGUGGGGGCGGGGGUCAUCUCAGUUGUAGCCAGUUGGGUGUUGGUCUCCUUUCCCAAGUAAAAAGCGGUAGGAUGGGGAGAACCAGCCUCAAGUUGCACCAGGGGAAAUUUAAACUAGAUAUUAGAAAAAAUGUCUUCACUGAAAAGGGUGUCAGGCAUUGGAACAGGCUGCCAGAGAUGUCAUUGAGUCACCCUCUCUGGAUGUAUUUAAAAGACCUGUAAACAUUGCAUUUAGGGACAUGGUUUAAUGGUAGACUUGGCAGUGUUAAGUUUGUGGUUGGACUCAAUGAUCCUAAAGAUCUUUUCCAACCUAAAUGAUUCUGUCAUUCAGUGCCAGCAGAUAGAGCAAGUCAGAGUCUUAAAUCUCCAGCUGUGUUGUGGAAAUGGUGUGUGUUCCCAAAGCCAGCUGCUGUGAGUCACUAGUGUGGGUGAAGUGCUUGAGGGUCCCAGCACUGGUGGAUGGAGCAGGACUCUAGACCACAGCCCGUGUGCUUGGUGCUGGCUGCUGGAAGGCAAUCAUCUGUAUCCUCCUCAAAACUGGAGUGCAUGGGUAAUCACCAGCAAACUUCAGCCAGUGAAUUGAGGACCUGUGGGGCAGUCAAGGGGGACUGGACGUGAAGAGGGGCCUUGAUUGUUCUUUGAGGAUCAAUAAAUGUGUACAUGCUUGUGAACCUGGAGAGUCUCCUGUGCACGCUGCACUAGUGACCUCUGUCUCUGCCAGACCACAAACGUGAGGGGUCUGGGCUGUUUGCCUUUGUGUUUUUUCAAGUCCUCUACAGCAGUGUUGUUGGAGGCUGUGCCUCCUCUGUGGCAGUGUGUGUGACUGGACAGGUUUUGUCCUUUGUGUGUGUCAGAGGAACAUAUGCUCAGCUUUACUUCUGGUUGAGCCUGUAAAUGGGAAAGCAGCAGCCACGUCUCUCAGCCUAGGCAAGGAACCUGGGGUACCCUUCAUAAUGCCCCAUUAAUAAAAUCUAUUAUGAAAUGUUUGAAAUGGUUCACAUGAGACCAUGUCUUACCCAGUGAGAGCCAGACUUAAUCUUCAUAUGCAUUUCAGAAUUUAAAAGAAAAUUAAAAAAUAGCUUCUAGAAACCAUAUGUAAUAAUAGAGAAACCCCAUACUUUAUGCUUUAAAGCCUAUUAUUAAACUAAACAGUUAUCAUGUUUCAAUCAAUAACAGAUCUCUAAAACUUUACCAGCCAUACUGCGAACGACCCUACCCUCGCA
Cuculus canorus (common cuckoo) is the source of this 9744-nucleotide messenger RNA. RefSeq names its product ST8 alpha-N-acetyl-neuraminide alpha-2,8-sialyltransferase 4 (gene ST8SIA4). Lineage: Eukaryota; Metazoa; Chordata; Aves; Cuculiformes; Cuculidae. The transcript is spliced from 6 exons. The coding region runs from base 3294 to 4301 and encodes 335 amino acids. Gene Ontology annotation, molecular function: alpha-N-acetylneuraminate alpha-2,8-sialyltransferase activity. The record is from RefSeq and is a predicted model, not a curated record. Gene Ontology annotation, biological process: oligosaccharide metabolic process; N-glycan processing.